Molecule: messenger RNA, 2630 nt
Organism: Anarrhichthys ocellatus (wolf-eel)
Lineage: Eukaryota; Metazoa; Chordata; Actinopteri; Perciformes; Anarhichadidae
Product: acetylcholinesterase collagenic tail peptide-like
Exons: 18
Coding region: 430-1812 (460 amino acids)
Biological process (GO): extracellular matrix organization
Molecular function (GO): extracellular matrix structural constituent conferring tensile strength
Source: RefSeq, a predicted model, not a curated record
UAAAACGUGCCAAGCGAGUGCUGCAUGCCGACUUAUACUGUUCGUGCCUUCAGCCAUUCAGACAGCUGCACUGAAGUCGAUCAAGAAGACACAACCGUUAAUGAGCCUCUGAUCCAGACCCGCCGGGACUUGAGCUGCCACCGCUGUGUUGGCUCCACUCAGUGGCCUCUGCUGGCCAUUUAGCGAGGGGAGGGAGAAAAAAAGGUCCUCUCUCCUCAAUUGUGUUGUUAUUGAACGGUGGCGGGAGAGAAGCGGGUCGAUAAGUGGAUCAGAUUUAUUAGCGGUCCAGAUUGGCCACAGCACGCCAAAUGGCAGAGGAGCCACAGUCGGGACUGCACACCGCGCAUUUCAUUUAGCGCAGAGGAGCGCCAGACAGCGUAUCUACAAGUACGGCACAAUUUCAAGUGGAAGGGAGAGUAAACCGUCAGGAUGGAUCUGGUCAAACUUGCAGUGUCUUUCCACAUUCUUGUGUGUGCUGCAUGGGCCCGUCACUCUUACGUGGACAGCGUCCUCUCAGCCCGCUCAGCUCUCAGGUUUCUGGAUGAGCCGUUGACAUUUGACCCCUGCUGUCUCAUGUCACCGCCUCUGCCACCGCUCUUCCCUCCGCCACCUCAGCUGUGGAAGCGGGGCAGCCCCGACGGUAUUAGCGUGUUGGAGCCAAGUGUUGUUGGUGGAGAGGUACAGGAAAAACAAAAACCUGUGAUACCUGGGUGUUCACCUGGACUUCCAGGACCUCCAGGACCCCAGGGCCCAGAGGGUCAGGGUGGAUUACCCGGCAUAAGAGGACCAAAAGGGGAGAAGGGAGAAAUUGGACGUCCAGGGUCAAAGGGUCGUACGGGGGCUCCAGGCCUCCCAGGGAAACCAGGACUACCAGGAUGGCCUGGUCCAGAGGGACCCGAGGGUGAGAAAGGGGAUCCAGGUCUCAUGGGAUUACCAGGACUGAGGGGACCACCAGGGACAAAGGGUAUGCCUGGUUACAAAGGAGAGAAGGGGGUUCAUGGUGACCCUGGAGUAGCAGGACCAAAAGGUGAUAAGGGUUCCAUUGGUUUGCCUGGGAUGCUUGGACAGAAGGGGGUGCAGGGACCAAAGGGAGAGCCAGGACUCACGGGGAGGAGAGGACCUACUGGACGGCCGGGGAAGAGAGGCAAGCAGGGCACAAAGGGCCAUAGUGGAGCCCCUGGAGUCAUGGGCCCUCAAGGACCGUCGGGUCAAAACGGCCAUCCAGGGCCACCCGGUCCACCUGCCUCAGGUCUCUAUGUAGUUGGGGAAAAGGGAGAGACGGGUCCUCCAGGUCCACCGGGUCGCUGUGACUGCGAUUCUACUCUUGGAGCAAAUAACGCUCCUUUUGGAAGCUACACUCAGCGAGGUGGCCUCGAUAAAGUCCCUGCAAUAUUUGUGGUAAACAGUGAGGAGGAGAUGAACCGUCUACGUCUAGACAACGCAAUAGCAUUCAGGAAGGAUCAGAGGGUGCUCUACUUCAAAGAUAAAGAUGGAUGGAGGCCCAUACAGCCCUUCCAGCCGUUCCAGUCCACAGAGAAAGUCCCGGACAGACCUGGUGUGUGUGGAGAUGGAAAGGUGCAGAGCCAGCACGGAGAGGAGUGCGAUGAUGGAAACCAGAUUGUCACUGAUGCUUGUCUCAACUGUAAGUGGGCCUACUGCGGAGACGGCUACCGCCAUGACGGCAUUGAGGAGUGUGAUGGAAAGGACUUUGGUUAUCAGACCUGCAAGUCCUAUCUCCCUGGGUCCUUUGGGCAGCUCAGAUGCACCGACUCCUGCCUCAUUGAUUCCACUGGUUGCAAGUAUUUCACCUGAACAGGAAAGUGGAAAAAUAAUGUCAGAUUGCAACUUUGCAAAUUGUAUUUCUGAUCACAGGGGUUAUACUUCGGAUUUGUACUGAAGUCUCACCCCUUUAAAAAAUAACUGAAGGACCGAGGGAGCGCUCUUGUGCCCGCUCUGAGCCAUGAAAAGUCAUGAGAAUCGGCUUUGAAUCGACUGUCUCCCUCCCGGAGGUUCAACUCUUUUACUGGCCUCAGGGAGCAGCUCCCUGUUACUGUCACUCCAUCGGCUGCAGUACUGUUAUGGACACUGGUGAUUGUGCGGAAUACUUUAAUAAUUUAAUGAUUGUAUCAUAUGAAAUAGUUACAAUGUGUAUGACUUACUGACUGUUAAUGCAGAAAAAUUAUGUAUUCUGUACUUCUUUUGUAAUGAGAGAGAGAAAAUAGCCCAUUCCAAAAGAGGCAAAUAUAUUAUUGAUAAUUUAUAUAUACUGUAGUAUGCAAAUCAGGGUGUGUGUAAAUGUGUUUAUUCCUGUGCAUUGUAUUAGGAAACAUGUAUUUAUGAAGUGCAAUGCUGUGAUAUUGCAUGUAAACGUGUACUCGUGCACUGCUUUAACCAGCGCUGUAGAAGUAAGGCCUUUUGGAAGUGAAUGUCCAAAUACCCGACAGGAGGAAAAACGAAUGUCAUAAUGCAAAAACAAAAAUACCUCUGAUUGUCGCAGCAGCAUGAAGACAACUGCUCAGUUACACCAGAAUGACUCCACAGUGGAUUCAGUAGUGUGAUUAGUGUAUAAUCUGCCUGCAUGACUGUAAAGUUCAUAAAUCACUGAACACUAAUAAAGAUUGGGCUUUUAA